This is a messenger RNA of Naegleria gruberi, 813 nucleotides long. RefSeq lists its product as uncharacterized. The record is from RefSeq and is a predicted model, not a curated record. The transcript has a single exon. NCBI's taxonomy places the organism in Eukaryota, Heterolobosea, Eutetramitea, Acrasida, Naegleriidae. Bases 1 to 813 code for a protein of 270 amino acids. Gene Ontology annotation, molecular function: peptidyl-tRNA hydrolase activity.
AUGGCAAGCAAUGUGCAAAAGCGUUUGGUUUUGAUUGGCUUGGGAAAUCCUGGUGAUAAGUACAAGCUCACCCGACACAAUAUUGGUUGGAUGAUUGUUAAUGAAUUCAUCAAGGAAUAUUCAUUUCCGGCUUUGAGAGAAUCUAACAAUGAUGCCAUGUUGUCGCAGAGGGAAAAUGUUUCGUUUUGGACACCUUCGGAAUUGAGAAGAAGUUUUGUUGAGAAAGAAAUUCAACGUUUGAGGAGUAAAUGGUAUCAUGAAAAGAAGAGGGAAUUAGGAGCUAAUUUUGAUGAAAAUAAUAUUCAAUAUCCAAACUUUGGAAAUGCUGACAUUGGUAUGAAACAAUUGGAGGAUCGUGUGAAAAAUAUUAUUGCUUAUCCUACAUUGGAUGUUCACUGCAUGUUACCAUUAUCUUUUAUGAAUUUGAGUGGUGGACCUGUCAAGAAAUAUUUGGAUAUGAAUGGAAUGAAAAUUAAUCAAUUGGAGGAUGUGAAUAGAAUUUUGGUUAUUACCGAUGAUGUUUCACAACCAUUUGGAACAUUUAAAUUAAAAGCUAAGGGAACACAUGGAGGACAUAAUGGACUCAGGGAUAUUGAAGCCAAGCUUGGAACUGAUAAAUAUCACAGACUUAAAGUUGGUAUUGCUCCACUCAAAAAUCCAGAUAUGGCCAAACAAGCAGGUCAAGAUUUGGCCAGUUUUGUCUUGGGCAAUUUCACUCAUGAAGAACAAAAAGACUUGCCAAAAGUCGUCUCUAGGGGUGUUGAAAUUUUGAAAGACUACAUUUCAUUUGACUUCAAGUAUGUCAAGACGUAA